AUCGUCGGUCCCCACGACCCCCUUGCCAUGAGCAAGGUUCAUAGUGCAGGGCCCGUCGCUGUAGUUGGUCGGCUGCCGCCGUCCGUGCACCUCAAUCGGCUGUCGCUCUUGUACAACGUGGUGUUUACGAUCAAGAUCGCGACCACCCCGUUCUUUGCGUACUUGACCGAGCCGUUUCCAUGGGCGCUUCCUGCGGCCGUGCAUCCUGCGUGGAAUGCAACGACAUCGACCGAAUACAGCACGAUGACAGCAGCGUACUUGCAGUCGAUCUACAACAACGCGACGAUGCCCGCGUCCAGCGUGUGCUAUCGACACGGCGCGACCAACUCGAACGUGCUUCGACUCGUUCGGCCGCUUCCCCCUUCGACCGACACGUGCGUCGAGUACUUGGUCCACAUGCCAGGGGCGGGUCUGUAUGGCGCAGGCAUGCGCCGAUUUGUGUGCACCUUUCUCGCUGCUUCGGCAAGCCAACGACGUGGCAUGCCAUGGCAUCACUGCCUCCAUGCCGUCAUGGCGGGGUUGCCCCUCGGCGAAGUGUGCGUGUGGUUUGAAUCGACGCCACACCCGCGCGACGUUGUGGUGUACCAUGCCAUGAUCAUUUGGGAGAACGUCGGGUGGUGCUGGGGCAAACUGCUCUUUCGAUGCCUGCUCACCACGUACAUCUUGAGUGUGCUCUGGCGUCGGUACUACAAACACUAUGCCGGCCUCGUCCACAAUCUGCGGACGGUCGGCGUGCACGAUGACGCACCGUUUGCCGCGUACGAAGUGAUCGUGGGCGACCCGACGUACCAAAUCCUCCGGGAUCCCGUCGUUUCGAUCGUGAUGGUGCUUGAUAUUUGGCUUGGCAUGGCGUACGUCGCGAUUGCGACGGAGCGAGUCAGUCAGUACGAGGACUGGUGGCAAUUUCUACUCGGUUGCAUGUACACGUCUCGCUACGUUUGGAAUGGCUAUCUGAUGAUGUGGAUUCUGUCGCGAGUGGCCAAGCGAUGUUGCUGGGAAAGGUGGUUUUCGCCCGUCGACCCGUCCUUCCUGGGGGUGAUGGCGUACUUUUAUGGAGGCCCGAUUCUCCUGCUCGUGGGCAAUACGUCCUUGAUGGUCCCGAUCCACGCGCUGUGGGACGUCGCCGCGCCAGCACAAGACAGGGACUAUUACAUGGAAGUCAUGCCAGGGUGUGCCUUUUGGUCGAUCGUCAUGGCGUCUGUGCCAGUGACGGCUUCAACCAGUGUGACGUUGGGUCGGCGUGUUCGACGUCUCUGGGGCGGCGCGCAACCCCACGACGACUUGCUCUCGGGUCGGCACUUUUGUCCUCGCCAGUACAACGACGUCAAGUCCCGGUUUGUCCUGAAAAUCGCCAUGCGCCGCGUGGCGUACGAAGUACCGUUGGAAGGCGGAUCGUUGUACACGCUGAUCCAGCGACGCCCGAGCUUCCGCCGGAUGCCAUUGUUCAGCCACCGCGGCGCAGACUGCUGCGUCCUGGCGUACCACCGCGACAAGACGGUUGUGCGCCAGAUGCGCCUGACACUGAGGGAUUGCAUCGAUCUGCUGCAGCUACGACACAUUGACGCAGCUGUCCCCGUAUGCGUCUCCAUGACUCCCUCAACAUACUGCACACUGAGCUCUGCCACGUGUGCACUGUGCCGAGCCUCAACAGGACGUUCCGGCAUGCUACGACUGCACGCAGGGGCGAACUAUUCUCCGUGGCUAUUAUGUCUGAACGAUGGCCCCAUGAGCGAAUGUAUCCGUAUGGGGGCCACCAGACAAUGCAGCCAUCGGUGAUGUUGGAGCCGCCAAUCUCCACAAACGUCAGCGU
Messenger RNA from Aphanomyces invadans, 1810 nucleotides. RefSeq lists its product as hypothetical. The transcript has 5 exons. Lineage: Eukaryota; Oomycota; Saprolegniomycetes; Saprolegniales; Verrucalvaceae. Bases 28 to 1776 code for a protein of 582 amino acids. The record is from RefSeq and is a predicted model, not a curated record.